CAACUGGGCUAACCGGCAACCACAGUGUCAUGUCACUCUUAUGUAGAAAACUUCAAGUAAAGUCUAACUGAAUAAUAUUAUCUGAUUUCCACAUAAACCACGCACGCACUCACACGCAAAAAUCAACUUUUUCCCAAUUGGGGACAUGGCUUUUUGUCCCCAAAUGGACAAGCUGUCCCCAAUAACUGAUCCUUAGUCUGAAAUGUGUCCCAUAAGGUAGCCUAAAUCAGGAACACACACACACACACACACACAAAAACAUUUCCUGGAGACCUAACCUAGCCAUAACAUGCACCAUUAAUUGGUCUUUAGUCUGAAAUGUGUCCCAGAAGGUAGCCUAAAUCACGCGUGCACACACACACACACACACACACAACACACACACACACACACACACACAAGCACACAAACACAUUUCCUGGAGACCUACCCUAACCAUAACAAUCCAAAAAUCAACUUUUUUCCCAAUUGGGGACAUGGGUUUUUGUCCCCAAUUGGACAAGCUGUCCCCCAUUAACUGCUCUUUAGUCUGAAAUGUGUCCCAUAAGGUAGCCUAAAUCAGGAACACACACACACACACACACACACACAAACUCACAGACACUAAAACAACAACACAUUAGUGUGUUGUAGGACAGCCCCUUUAGCAGAUGCCUCUCUUUGUCACCUAAACUCUUGAGCUCAGUGAGCUGCAUUGAUCACUCCAGAGACGCUCGGGGCUUCCUUGUGUUCCUCAUUGUCCUCCUCUCACUGCGCUCCUGCAAAUCUGCACUGGUAAGAACAGAAUCUACGCACACUCAAGAGCACUUUUACGCACAAUUGAGAUCUGACAUGUUUGCGCAAAAUCAAACCCCAGCCAUGAGCUACGAUGAUUCAUAUCUGCUCUUCAAGGACCUAUUCGGUUACGGUGAAGCCAAUGACACGACUGACCCAAAUUAUGUGAUCACCGGAACUGUCCAGCUCUGUGCUAAGGAUAAAGUCAACAAGUUUGGUGCAGCAUUCAUCCCAAUGUUCUACUACUCCAACUUCAUCUUGAGUUUCCUUGGCAAUGGGCUCGUCCUCUUCAUCAUCUACAAGUAUGAGAAGCUCAGUACAGUGACAAACAUCUUCCUCCUGAAUUUGGUCCUCUCCAACCUUCUCUUUGCCUCCAGUCUCCCCUUCUGGGCGACGUACCAUCUGUCUGAGUGGAUUUUUGGCAUGGCUCUGUGUAAGCUGGUCAGCAGUGCCUACUUCAUCGGCUUUUACAGCUCCAUCCUCUUCCUCACGCUCAUGACAUUUGACCGAUACCUCGCGGUGGUGCAUGCAGUGGCAGCUGCUAAAAGCAGGAAGAAGGCGUAUGCCAUCGCUGCGUCAGUGGCAGUUUGGUGCAUCAGUAUUGUAGCGAGUGUGAAAGAGCUGGUUCUCCAAAAUGUGCGGCAGACUCCGUUAAAUGGAAUCGUAUGUGAGGAGUCAGGAUACGCUGAGAGCACUAUGGAGCACUGGCGUCUGGUCACUUAUUACCAACAAUUCCUGGUCUUCUUCAUUCUCCCGCUGUUCAUGGUGAUGUACUGCUACAUCAGCAUCACUGUCCGCAUCAUGUCCACCCGCAUGAAGGAGAAGUGCCGCGCCAUCAAGCUCAUAUUUAUUAUCAUCUUCACCUUCUUCGCCUGCUGGACGCCCUACAAUAUUGUCAUCCUCCUUCGAGCUAUUACCAUCUCCAAUGAGGGUGAAAAUUUGUGUUCUGACGCAGAGAGCUUGGACUAUGCCCUGUACGUGACCCGGAAUGUAGCCUAUUUGUAUUGUUGCAUUAGUCCUGUGUUUUACACAUUUGUGGGCAAGAAGUUCCAGAGCCACUUUAGAAGGCUGUUGGCCAAGAGGAUCCCCUGUCUGAAGAGACACAUGAGCCUCAGCAGCCAGAGCACCAGAACCACGUCACAGAGGACACCACACUCUGCUUAUGAGUACUAGACAGGCAUGCACGCACGCACGUACGCCGCGCGCACACACACACACACACACACACACACACACACACACACACACACACAUACACACACACACACACACACACACACACACACACA
This is a messenger RNA of Perca fluviatilis (European perch), 2063 nucleotides long. It is a transcript of the gene ccr12a, whose product is annotated as chemokine (C-C motif) receptor 12a. Gene Ontology annotation, biological process: immune response; chemotaxis; G protein-coupled receptor signaling pathway. NCBI's taxonomy places the organism in Eukaryota, Metazoa, Chordata, Actinopteri, Perciformes, Percidae. Gene Ontology annotation, molecular function: chemokine receptor activity. The record is from RefSeq and is a predicted model, not a curated record. The transcript is spliced from 3 exons. Gene Ontology annotation, cellular component: membrane. The coding region runs from base 832 to 1947 and encodes 371 amino acids.